Molecule: messenger RNA, 2589 nt
Organism: Ornithorhynchus anatinus (platypus)
Lineage: Eukaryota; Metazoa; Chordata; Mammalia; Monotremata; Ornithorhynchidae
Product: receptor-interacting serine/threonine-protein kinase 2-like
Exons: 12
Coding region: 137-1798 (553 amino acids)
Biological process (GO): regulation of apoptotic process; protein phosphorylation
Molecular function (GO): ATP binding; JUN kinase kinase kinase activity
Source: RefSeq, a predicted model, not a curated record
CGGUUGCUGUCACUGGAGCUCAGCCUUGGAGCCUCUCUCUGUGUGUGCCCACAGGAGCACGCACAGGCAAGGCCAUACACGUGUGCACUUGCCAGUGCAGGUUUCUCGCCCUCUUCUCACGGCCCAUCUAUCCAGCAUGUCGGACAACAUCCCCAUCAUCUCCCAGGAGGACCUGGGCCAUCUCUUUCUGACCAAGUCCGAGUCUGGCUUCAGCCUCAGAGCUCAGUACCUGCCCCGGAACAUCAGUGUCUCUGUGAAACUGCUGACCAUUCAGUGGGGGACAGACAGGGAGCUCCCGGAGCUGCUGCGGGAGGUGGCCGAUGUUUGGAGCAUCCGGUCCAGUCAGCUGCUGCCCCCUGUCGGGGUGUUCAGGGCGCCGGGGCUGCUGGGAGUCGUGACCGAAUGGAUGGAAGCGGGAUCUCUGCAGGCACUCAUCCAUGAGCAUCAGUUGUUUCCGGAAGUGCCCUUUCCCUUGUGCAUGAGGAUCCUGGCGGAUGUGGCUGAAGGCCUGGACCAUCUCCACAAUCAAUCUCCUCCUGUUCUCCACCAGGCUUUGAAGCCCUCCAAUGUGCUCCUAGAUGCCCGACUCAGAGCCAAGAUAUCUGACUACGGUCUGGCCCAUUGGAGAGAGAAGAAUCAGAGAACUUCCCUGAUGAAUGGCAAUACCCGGAGCACCUGCGAUGUGGUCUAUCUUUCCCCUGAGCGGCUCCAUGGAGCUGAGCCCACCCCAAACAGUGAUGUGUACAGCUUUGCGGUGCUGUGCUGGGAGACUUUCAGCAGGCAGAAGCCUUUGGAGGAGAAGAAGACCCUGCUGGAGGCUGUGACUGGCAUCAGCUGUGGCCUGAGACCAGAAAUCGAGGAGGAGAUGGUCCCCAGAGACGUCCCUCGGCGCCCACAGUUGCUGCAACUCCUCAAGCUCUGCUGGCAUCAGAAACCCCAGCUCCGGCCCCCAGCCGCAGACUGUGCCGCUCUCCUAGAGGAAAUCCUUGCUGCCCUCGGUCCAGAGGAGGUCGCUAGUGCUGUCCACAGACUGAUUUGCACCAAGGAGAGGGCAACAGAAGACUGCAAGACUCCCCAGCCACUCACUCUCCAAAUUGAUUUGCCCAAUUUGGAGGUCCCUUACACCAAGAACCGUGACUCCAGGGUCAUCAGCAAAGAGCUUCCUCUGCAGAUACCCAGCCUGUCCACCAAGGCCUCGCCAGGGCUCAGCACAGGGAACAGGAAAGCAAGGGAGGACAGCCAGGAGGCGUCUGCGGACCGCCCACGCCCACCUCUGGUUCACCCAGCUCAUCUCAUCUGCAGUGGUCAGCAGCCAGCCCAGCAUCCCCCUCUGUCUGGUCACGGGAUGUCCAAUCUCAGAGCAAGUGAAAGAAGCAAUGGAUGGCAUUCCUGGAAACAGAGGCAGCAGGUCACCGAGUAUAGCCCCUCCCAUCAUUGCCCCCCAUCACUCAGGCAGUCAAAGCAGAUGGGUACGGGGGCCAGUCCCCCAGAAAACUGCUGCCAGGUGCUGGAGUUGCGGCGAGAAGCGAUCCUACGCCGCAUGACUGAGGGCUGGCUGAACCGAGUCUUGGAUGCCCUGCGGUCCCGCCAGGCCCUGUCACGUGCUGACUAUGAGGCCAUCACCUCUGGCCCCACAGUGACUGCCCGUGCCCGGGUGCUACUGGACACCUGCCUGUGCCUGGGGGAGGGGGCAUCCCAGGUGGUAGUGGCCGUGCUCUUGGGUGGGCCAGGCGGCCCCUUGGCCCGGGAUGGCUGCUGGCCAGAAGGCUUCACACUGACAAAAUGGCAGCGACAGUGAGCCAAUCUGCCUACCUCACCCACUGGGCUAAGACCACUGGGUUCUGCAUCAACAAGGGGCCCUGAACUGGACAAAGAGGAGGAGGUGCCCAUGGGAAGCCCAGGCUCCCCAGGGCCCUCCAGAUGCUUCGUGCUGAGAAGGCGGAUGGCAGUGUGAUCUAAGGGGCUGGGGGGGCUGAAUCCAGUUCAACCCCGGAGUUUGAGGAGCAUCUGGGGAAGCAGGGAAGAGACACCUGGCUGCACUAUUGGUCAAAGAGCCUGGGAGAACCAAGGGAGGAGAAAGUGUACUGGUCGCGGCAGCCAGUGGGGCACUGCUUGUUCCAGAUACAUGAGGAGCUGGGAAGGGUCAGGCCACAGAGUGGCAUCGAAGCAGCUACUACUCACCCUAAUCCUGAACUGAGUCUCCUCCUGAAAGCCUGGCCCCAGCCCUGGUCUUCGCCUCCAUCCCAGUGUGAGGGCUGUCAACGCAUCCUUACCCUCUGCUAGAUCAGAGGUGGCGGCUGAUAACCCGAUGCAUGGAACUGCCGGUCCUGGGCUCUGGUGCCUGGUUCUGCCUUCCACCAUAGUCACCAGGCUGGCCAGCAACCCCCAGAGGCACAGAAAGUGGGACAAGGACACCUUUGACAGGUGGAAGACAGAGUGGACUCUCUCAUUUUCAGGGGGUUAUGACCCCAGCAGCAAGGGGCUGUCAGCAGUUCAGGGGCCCCUGAGUCCCACCUUAUUCCUCAUAAUACUACUACUACUACUACUAAUAAUGAUGGUAUCUGUAAAGUGCUUACUAUGUGCCAGGCA